GAUUCUGCCGGUCUCUCCACUUUCUUGGUUUCAUAAAACAGCAAUUUGCAUACACCUCCACAGAAUAGAUUCGCAAUUCGCAAGUGCAUAUUUUGUGUGGUGUUUGGAUUGCAUUGCUUGCAGCAACAAUCGCAUUUGGCAACUACUCGUCCUCCCUCCUGUAAUAAUCCGUCCAUUUAAUCUCGAGUUGCCUUUUGCUGGAUGACGAUUUGUGCAGUUCUGCUUUCAACAUUUUGUAAAUCAUUUUAGGUGAUUCAAAAUUUAAAGCAACGGUCGAUUGACAAUCUGGUUUGAAAUAAUAUCAUUACAACUUUUCAAUCAAGUAGUGUUUCAUAUAAGCCUCAUCUAAUACGGAAAUAAAAUGAGUCAAAAAAGAAAAUCCGUUGAGAUGACUCGAACACGGUCCUCGUCUUCCACGUCCAGUGCAACUACGAGACUUCAGGAAAUGUCGCUCGUCAAUUGGGGGAAGAGGACUGCUCGGAAAUCUGCAACUUCUGCACCGCAGCCAUCACCCUCGUCCAAAAAGAACGCCAAGAAGGGUGAGAGGGCUGCCAAGCUUCAAGCUGCUGAGAAACUCACUCCAACGAAGUGGUCACCAGCAGUGUCUCCUUCGAAAGGAGGUGUCUCGCCCAGUUCUACGUUGGUACAACGCGUGAAAAUUGAGUAUGACAAAAUUACCAAGAACAUUGAAGCUUCAGGCAGAAAGGACAACAUUAAGGCAUGGGGACAAAAUUUGCGAAAAAUGGAAGAACUUCACCGUACAGAGUCCGUGGGGAAUGGUUUGGAAGUAGACGCAUCUGGAUGGGUUGCGAUAGAGCCACACAGCCCCCAACAAAAAAAGGCAUCUGCAGUGUAUGGAGACGCAAAGUUGACCACACAACGUGUUCCAAUUCGAAUAAUAAAUCAUGUCAAAGCCCUUCCUCGGAUGCUAACCUGGAACUCGAUUCGUUCAAACUUUGUAGUGAGAGAUGAACUCGUCCUGCAUAAUAUUCCGUACAUGGGUGAAGAGGUCUUGGACAAGGAGGAAGACUUUAUCGAAGAUUUGGUGCUCGACGUUUAUGACAACAAGGUUCAUGCUGAGAGGGAUUCCCAGCUCACGGAUGAAGUAUUCUUCCGAUUAGUGAAUGCCUUGGACAACGAAUUAUCUCCAUCACAGUCCCCCGCAAAGUUAAAGAAAGAACUUAGCUCUCCAAAACGUGAACGUGUGGAUCAUCAAGAUAUUAGUACAAGUAGUAGUGGAAAGAAACCAGUCCAGGGAAUGAUUAUCGACACUGGUGGCAAAGUUCGAAGGGUGAAAAUACCAAAAGAAGCAAUCUUUAAAUCAAUUGCAGAGGCAUUUCCGGAACAAGGAACAGCAGCUGAAAUGCGCGAUCGGUUUGUGGAGCUUGACAAGUUCAAGACCGGGCCGAGUCCUCUUCUGCCAGAGUGCAUUCCCAAUAUUGAUGGACCACAUGCGGAAUCAGUUAGCCGCAGUCAGGCCUUGCAUUCAUUCCAUGAAUUGUUUUGUCGUCGUUGUUAUAAGUACGAUUGUCUGCGUCACAAGAUGACACAGCAAAGUGAUGAGCCAAAAAUGGUUUGCCGGAAGACGCCUGAAUACAAAACUGCCCUCCCCUGUGGGCCACAAUGUUAUUCCAAUUUCUCGCACAAUGUGAAUGAUUCCGAUACCGAAAAUGAAGAUACUGUUGAUACGGAUCGUAAACCAAAAAAGAAACUCCGCAUGGAAGGCGCGUCUGGGUCAGCCAAUAGCAAAGACCCCGAUCAUGCAAAAAAUAAGAAAGAAACUGAAGCAAAUAGUAAAAUGGGGAAAGUUUCAUCCGUUCGACGUCUCAGUUGCGACACUACAAAGUCAGAUGACUCUAAUUCUAAUGACGGAUUUUCUCGAAAAUCAAAAGUGAUGCUCCAACAAACAAAGUCAAUCGUACACGAACUACAAGAAGCUCCGGCCUUUGUUAAAGAUUUUCAAAAGGGUAUCUCACAAGAAUGGAAUGGAGCGGAACAAAGCCUGUUCCGAACAGUGCAAAAAGUAUUUGGAACUAAUUAUUGCCUGAUUGCAAGGACAUUGAUUAGUCGUACCUGUGCGGAGGUGUACGACUUUUCGAAAAAAGAUGCGGCCGACGACGCCUUGGAGACCCAUAAGGAAUUGACUCCACCAAGGAAGAAUAAUAAACGCAACAAAAAGAAGAAUCGUUCGUGGGCCAUGCAUCAAAAGAAAGAUCGCGUUGUUGCAAAUGUAUUGAACAAUUACGUUCCUUGCAAUCACAAAGGAGAAUGUAGCGCCUCGAACCCAGAUUGUCCGUGCGCUCAAUCAUUGAUACAUUGCGAAAAAUUUUGUUCGUGUAGUGCAGACUGCCCCCACAGAUUUUCAGGGUGCCGAUGCAAGGCCCAAUGUAAUACAAAAGCGUGCCCAUGCUUCGCAGCAACUCGAGAAUGCGACCCCGACCUCUGCCAAGUAUGUGGAUCUUGUGAACACGAUGUUUCGAAAAUGUCUUGCAGAAAUGUUAACUGUCAAAAAGGAUUGAAUAAGCACCUUCUUCUUGCUGAGUCGUUGGUAGCUGGUUGGGGAAUUUUUAUUAAGGAUGCAGCACAAAAGAACGAAUUUAUUUCAGAAUAUUGUGGGGAAGCUAUUUCUCAAGAAGAAGCAGAUCGUCGGGGACGAGUGUAUGACAAAUCGAAAUGCAGUUUCCUCUUCAAUUUAAACAACGAAUAUGUCGUGGAUGCCACGCGCAAGGGGAACAAAAUACGUUUCGCCAACCAUUCCGUUAACCCCAACUGCUCGUCCAAGAUUCUGAAAGUGAAUGGAGAUCAUCGGAUUGCAAUUAUUGCUAACAGAGCCAUUCAACCUGGAGAAGAAUUAUUCUUUGAUUACAGGUAUGGUCCAACGGAGCAGCUGAAAUUUGUGGGGAUUGAACGAGAGACUGAAACCGUUUGAAGUUUUCGACAAGUACUUAACCACACCAGUGUCAAACUAAACCUUAAUAUGUGUAUAUUCCUGCUGUCAUUAUAUUACCAAUUGUAAUUAUACCAAACCUAAAACUAACUGUGAUAGUUCAUAUUGGUGCCUAAGAUUUAAGACUAGUUACAAUCAAAACUGUUCACCAAUCACCAAUCUAAUAUGUCCAUGAUCUGUUUUCUGAUAAGAGAUUUCUGAGAUGUACGACGCAAAUAUGCAUGAUUUCAUAUCUUUAUUUACUUUGCAUGCAAUUAGUUGGUAUAAAUAAAUCAAUUUAGUUGUCAUAA
Messenger RNA from Folsomia candida, 3237 nucleotides. RefSeq names its product histone-lysine N-methyltransferase E(z). Lineage: Eukaryota; Metazoa; Arthropoda; Collembola; Entomobryomorpha; Isotomidae. The transcript is spliced from 15 exons. The record is from RefSeq and is a predicted model, not a curated record. Gene Ontology annotation, biological process: chromatin remodeling. The coding region runs from base 362 to 2929 and encodes 855 amino acids. Gene Ontology annotation, molecular function: protein binding; histone methyltransferase activity.